Entelurus aequoreus (snake pipefish) is the source of this 3327-nucleotide messenger RNA. It is a transcript of the gene slc35d2, whose product is annotated as solute carrier family 35 member D2. Gene Ontology annotation, cellular component: Golgi apparatus. Gene Ontology annotation, molecular function: GDP-fucose transmembrane transporter activity; antiporter activity. The transcript is spliced from 12 exons. The coding region runs from base 87 to 1109 and encodes 340 amino acids. The record is from RefSeq and is a predicted model, not a curated record. NCBI's taxonomy places the organism in Eukaryota, Metazoa, Chordata, Actinopteri, Syngnathiformes, Syngnathidae.
CCACCUUAUCCCAACAUCUGGGACCCGGAAGUGGCCGAGACUUCCCUCGAGUGGAGUCCAGCCAGUUUGGCUGAGGAGUGACAACUAUGGAGGCGUCGUCCCAAAAACAAGAAGAAGGCAAAAAAGAGCAACACUCGGCCUUUGUCAAGCUGACCUCCGCUCUUUUUUACGCCGCGAGUUCGCUUCUCAUCACAGUGGUAAACAAAAGUGUUCUGACGAGCUUCAGGUUUCCGUCCUAUAUGUGCCUAGGGGUGGGCCAGAUGCUCACCACCCUUGCUGUUCUCCAAGUGGCAAAAAUGAGCAAAAAGGUGCACUUUCAAGAUUUUGACAGUGGCAUUUUCUGGAAAGUUUUCCCUCUUCCUUUGCUGUACAUGGGGAAUCACAUCACAGGACUGGCCAGCACCAAAAAGCUCAGCUUACCCAUGUUUACAGUCUUGCGGAAAUUCACCAUACUGAUCACAAUGACCAUGGAAGUGUACUUAUUAAGAAAAACAUUUCCCAGAAGACUUGUGUACAGCGUUGUGACCAUCGUCUUUGGUGCCGUCAUUGCUGCUAGUUCGGAUCUAGCCUUCGAUGUGGAAGCUUACGCCUUCAUCUUGCUUAAUGAUGUCUUCACUGCAGCCAGCAAUGUUUACACCAAGAUGAGAAUUGGCACAGAGGGCCUUGGGAAAUAUGGCGUCUUGUUUUACAAUGCACUCAUUAUUGUGGUGCCCACACUCUUGGCAAGUGCAUUCACUGGAGACUUACAUCAGGCGGUCACAUUUGAAGACUGGGUUGACGCCACCUUUGUUUUCUGCUUCCUGCUAUCCUGCAUCAUGGGGUUCGUGCUAAUGUAUUCCAUCGUCCUAUGCAGUUAUUAUAACUCAGCGCUCACCACCACAGUCGUGGGUGCAGUCAAGAAUGUUGCAGUGGCCUUUAUCGGCAUGUUUGUGGGCGGGGACUACCUCUUCUCUUGGAAUAACUUCCUGGGCCUCAGUAUUUGUCUGGCUGGUGGACUUGCUUAUUCGUAUCUAACAUUUAACACCCAAACAUCACAGCGAACCAAUGAAGCAUCAGAUCUGAAGAUUCUCACUGCAGAAGAGCCAUCACUCAAAACAACUGUUCACUAAUAUAUACUAUCAUGUUAGGUCAACACUUGGUGGUGCUGUUUUGCUCCAUAUUGGAGUGUCAAGACGAUUUAAUAAAAAUACAAAUGUUGCAGAAGGGAGGAAAAACAAUACAGAAUGUAUGGAUCAGGUUGUGUGAAUGUUUAUUGAAAACCAGCAAGGUUAUAAUAAAAUGGACAGUUUGUUAAAGAAACUUUACCAUACAAACCAAGUAAAAGUCACUCUAUACAUGUAUGAAGAUGUUAGAAUGUGAGAGAAGUGAUUCUAGAAUUAUUUGUCCAAGCUUUUGGUAAGUUAUGCACAAUCCGUAUUAUUCUAACAAUCUGUAUAUAUUAAAUGCCAUCAUUUUCACACACCACACUCACUCCAAAAAAUAAAGAAAAAACAAGCCUAUGGGUUAGAAGAAAGGAUUCAGAAUAUACUAUACUCAAAAUACUUUUGGUGUCUUGAUUCUAAUCUAAUUUCCAGUUUAACAUUUUGUGAUGUUUGGGAAUCCAAAAACUGCAAUCAUGAUUGGUUUCUAGUGCACAAUUUUCUCUGAAAAUAAAACAAAACUGAAAUAGGGUUAUUAGGGAGCGUGAUACAAUGUUCUCAUGUAGUGUAGCUUUAAAGACAAAUUAAAAAAAACAGCACAACUAACAAAAAUCUAUAACAAACUGGAGCCUUUUUCCUGGACAGCAUGUGUAUUUAGGGCAUUGCAAGCCUUAUUUCAAGAUUAUUCUUUAAAAAUAAACCCAAGUGCUUCCUUUAAAUACUGACCAAAAGGUUAUAAAAAGGCAAACUUUGAGACCAGAAUAACUGUCAAUCCGCUUAUUUGGAAAAUAAAUGCCACAAGCCUCUUUACUAAUAUAACCCCACCCUCCAAUAUUAUGUCUCAGCUUUGUUUCCACCAAGGAGUAUAGUAUAGUCAAUAUAAUCUCUUGACUUGUUCUCAUCACUAAGUGGGCAGCUAUGAAUAUCUCAAAACCAAAUCGACAAGCGGCACUAUUGGUACCAUACCGCUGCCUUUCGUAUCCCACUGUAAAGCCCAGUGAUGUAACUUGGCUACAUUUUAUUGUUUCUAUUUGUAAGGAUCCAAAUGUAUUCAACACCCUGUGUGAAGUUUGGAGACACUUUCUUUUAAAACUGUAUUCCAGUUUAACACCAAAGACAGGCUUCUACUGCACCUUUGUGUUGAAAGUAUUUGUAGCUGUCCGACUUGUGCUGCAAUUUUACAGAAUCUGUGUCAAAAAGGCUGCGGUUUACCUAAUACAAACUAUACUGUAAACUAACUGCUCUGUCGAAACAAAGCUAAAGUGUGGCAGCCCAAAUAUUUUGCACUUAACUGUACUGCUGGGUGGAAAAGGGUCUUAAGUGCAUGUGGUCCAAUGUUGUGAGAAGUGAAUUUGGGCUUGCAAUGAUCACCUGUCCUUCUCACAGAAAAGAAACAUGACCCACGUCCAACUAUAAAAAAAAAGUAUCUUAUAAAAAUGCCACCAUCUCUUUGCUAGUGCAGGUAAAAGCCAAUUUUCGCCUUUGUUUUACACCAGGGGUCUCAAACUCGCGGCCUACGGGCCAAUUGCGGCACCCUAAACAAUAUUUUUUACAUACACAUGUCGCUCUGACAAAAUAAAUCAAAGUGACGCGGAGGGAUAAAAAAAAAGAAAGGAACUCCUGCAAUAACAGCCCCCGAUAACCCGGACGGAUUAUAGGGUCACCAUUAUUUGUGGGUCUUUUUUUAUUUGCAUCACACUAAUUGCCUUGCCUCACACGAUGAACACUACGUAUAUUUCUAUUUGACGUAAUUUGUUUUGUUUCUUUGACUACAUUUACCACAACAGCAUUCUGUCAUUUCUGUUUCUUUUUCCUGUAACAAGAGCACAGCAGAGAACACUCCAGGAGCAGUUGUCUUUUUGCACUCAAUAUCCCGGUAAUUUGUACCAUCUACAAAUGUCAUGGUGUUCAUGUCAUCUUGAAAGACAUGAACAUCAAGCGCAAAAACAAAGGAGGCUGUUACCAGACUAUUAUUUGCCGACCGCUGUGCUGCGAUUACAGGGAAAAAAAGCUGAAAUGACGCACAUGGCAGAAAUUAAAUUCUUUGUGAAUUGAGACGCUCUCCAUACGUCAGCUAAACACGACCGUAACACCAAGUGGAAUUAAAAUAUACUUCACAGCCCAAAACAUAUAUUUAUUUAUUUCCUUGUUAAUUUUUAAUUUGUUCAUGUAUUUUUCAUCUUAUUUU